Molecule: messenger RNA, 756 nt
Organism: Cynara cardunculus var. scolymus (artichoke)
Lineage: Eukaryota; Viridiplantae; Streptophyta; Magnoliopsida; Asterales; Asteraceae
Product: NAC domain-containing protein 90-like
Exons: 4
Coding region: 1-756 (251 amino acids)
Biological process (GO): regulation of DNA-templated transcription
Molecular function (GO): DNA binding
Source: RefSeq, a predicted model, not a curated record
AUGGCCCCAAUUGGUAAUACAUUGGGUAAUGGGCCAACGAACUCACGAUUCUACCCUACUGAAGAAGAACYGGUUUCCUUCUAUCUCUUCAACAAGCUCCAAGGCCAACGAACUCACGACCUCCAUCGCGUCAUCCCCGUCGUCCCUGUCAACGAUCACAGUCCUUGCCACCUUCCAAAGUUAGCCGGGGAAUUGUGUCGCCGGGACACCGAACAGUGGUUCUUUUUUGUGCCGAGGCAAGAAAGGGAAGCACAAGGUGGAAGGCCGAGCCGGACCACCGCUUCURGAUACUGGAAGGCCACGGGUUCACCGGCGUACGUCUACUCGUCCGAUAACAAAGUCAUUGGAGUGAAGAAAACAAUGGUGUUCUACGAAGGGAAGUCACAAACGGUGAAAAGAACCGAGUGGAAGAUGAACGAGUAUCGAGCUAUCAAAAAAGACAUAGACAAUACCAACACUUCCCCUGUUCCAAAGGUAUAUAUAUUGGAAAGUCGACAUGAGUUGAGUCUAUGCAGAGUGUAUGUGGUAUCGGGAUGCACACGGGCAUUCGAUAGACGACCACUAGGGCUAGAACCGACACCGAUGAUCACCUACAAAGCUAGUCAGGGUGCACCGUCUUCGCAAAAUACCGUACAGACGUACAAGACCGCAAGCCCUUCCGACUGCUCAAGCCCCGAAAGCUCGAACCGGAUGGUUGAUACGGUGGGAAACAUAGGACUUGUACCUGAAUGGGAAUGGCAACAUUUAACGGGAUGA